Molecule: messenger RNA, 2411 nt
Organism: Paramecium pentaurelia
Lineage: Eukaryota; Ciliophora; Oligohymenophorea; Peniculida; Parameciidae
Source: the annotation of a GenBank genome assembly
AUGUUUAAUGAAGAUUAUUAUAGAAGAUUAAUAGUUUAAUCAUAAAAUUAAUAAAUAAGAAUAAUAAAUACAGAUAGACCAUGGUAUCCUAAAAUGAAAUAAAAAGAUGGAAUUAGACCAUUAUUUAGUGAAGAUUUUAAAUUUUUUGUAUUACCACCUAAUAAGAUGAUUUCAUUAUUAAAAAGACAUAAAAUAACAAUACCAACAGAUGAAUAAAUAAGAGAAUUUCUUAAAAAUCAUUCAUUAAAGAAUAUUGUAGAUUAUGGAGUUAAAUUAAAGAGUACUACAGAAAUUAAAGUACAUCCUCCUUAAGUAAUUAUUUAAAAUUAAAGAAAAAGAGCAAAAACUAAAUAAUAAUAAUUAAUAAUUAAUAAAAAGACUAUUAAUAUAUAACCUAUUAAUAAUAAUAUAAUAGAACCAACUAAAUAAUCUACAUCAUCUUAAUAUAAACCUUCAUAUCAUAAAAAUUUAAAAAUAUAUAAAACUGAUUAUUCUAAUUAAGAUCUAUAUACAAUCAUAAAUAAAUUAAAUUUCUCACCUAUGUAAAUUAAUCAAUCACCUAAAUAAACAAAAUAAAAUAUACAUAUUAAUACUUUACCAUCUUAAACAUAUGUAAAACCGAUUGUACCAAAAAGUGUAUUACCUUAUCCUCCUAGAUCAAAGAAACAGCUUCGAUAAUUACUGUUGAGAGCCAUUAAUAAGAUAAAGAAAUUAGGUUUAACUAUUAAGUAUGUAAUGUAAAAUAAGAUAUUUUCAAAAAAACCAUAUGAAAAACCACUUUCAAAACAAUUUAUUCAUGCAGCUAAAAAGAAUUAAAUAGAUGAAAUCAAUAAUCUUCUAUCAAUCAAUCCUUAUCUUGUUUUUGAUUUUGAUUUUUAUAAUAUGACUGCACUUCAUUGGGCAUGUAAAAAAGGUUAUGUAGAAUUAGUAGAAUUGCUUUUGUAAUAUCAUUCUGAUGUUGAUGGAAUUGAUAUUUUAUAUAGAACACCAUUAAUUUUAUCAAUAGAGGAAAACCAUUUGGAAAUCACACAUAUUUUAUUGGCUAAUGGUGCAUACCCUUGGAGUACUGCUAUUACAGAUUUAAAAACUGUUUUAGAUUCUAAUGAAAAAGCUAAAAAUCUAUUAACUAAAGUUAGAAGGGUAAAAUCUAUUCUAAUUAUCUUUUUUAGUUGCAAAUUAUGGCGAAAUGGACUUAAUAGAAGGAAUACCUCAGUUUAAUAUGAAUCUUAAUUACUUAUAUUUAUUAAAAAACAAUAUCUAAUAAUAGUCACAGUUUCUUUCUGCGAUAUGGAACUGGAGAAUAACUUCUAGAUAUAGCAAACCAUUUUUUUCGAUUCUCAACUAUUUNAUAAGAUGAUUUCAUUAUUAAAAAGACAUAAAAUAACAAUACCAACAGAUGAAUAAAUAAGAGAAUUUCUUAAAAAUCAUUCAUUAAAGAAUAUUGUAGAUUAUGGAGUUAAAUUAAAGAGUACUACAGAAAUUAAAGUACAUCCUCCUUAAGUAAUUAUUUAAAAUUAAAGAAAAAGAGCAAAAACUAAAUAAUAAUAAUUAAUAAUUAAUAAAAAGACUAUUAAUAUAUAACCUAUUAAUAAUAAUAUAAUAGAACCAACUAAAUAAUCUACAUCAUCUUAAUAUAAACCUUCAUAUCAUAAAAAUUUAAAAAUAUAUAAAACUGAUUAUUCUAAUUAAGAUCUAUAUACAAUCAUAAAUAAAUUAAAUUUCUCACCUAUGUAAAUUAAUCAAUCACCUAAAUAAACAAAAUAAAAUAUACAUAUUAAUACUUUACCAUCUUAAACAUAUGUAAAACCGAUUGUACCAAAAAGUGUAUUACCUUAUCCUCCUAGAUCAAAGAAACAGCUUCGAUAAUUACUGUUGAGAGCCAUUAAUAAGAUAAAGAAAUUAGGUUUAACUAUUAAGUAUGUAAUGUAAAAUAAGAUAUUUUCAAAAAAACCAUAUGAAAAACCACUUUCAAAACAAUUUAUUCAUGCAGCUAAAAAGAAUUAAAUAGAUGAAAUCAAUAAUCUUCUAUCAAUCAAUCCUUAUCUUGUUUUUGAUUUUGAUUUUUAUAAUAUGACUGCACUUCAUUGGGCAUGUAAAAAAGGUUAUGUAGAAUUAGUAGAAUUGCUUUUGUAAUAUCAUUCUGAUGUUGAUGGAAUUGAUAUUUUAUAUAGAACACCAUUAAUUUUAUCAAUAGAGGAAAACCAUUUGGAAAUCACACAUAUUUUAUUGGCUAAUGGUGCAUACCCUUGGAGUACUGCUAUUACAGAUUUAAAAACUGUUUUAGAUUCUAAUGAAAAAGCUAAAAAUCUAUUAACUAAAGUUAGAAGGGUAAAAUCUAUUCUAAUUAUCUUUUUUAGUUGCAAAUUAUGGCGAAAUGGACUUAAUAGAAGGAAUACCUCAGUUUAAUAUGA